Molecule: messenger RNA, 1417 nt
Organism: Ceutorhynchus assimilis (cabbage seed weevil)
Lineage: Eukaryota; Metazoa; Arthropoda; Insecta; Coleoptera; Curculionidae
Source: the annotation of a GenBank genome assembly
AUGUCCUUUAAUCAUUUUCAAUUUUCGGAAAAAUUAUGUUUAUGUUGACUGUCUCGGUCUGUGCCUCGAAUGUUCAACUUUGCCUUCUAGGUAUAACAAUACACUUACUAUAUCAUUAUGGUAGUCAGAUUUUUCAAAUAACUUAUUUGUUUCAGAACGCCUGAAUGUCCUCUACGAGAAAAACUGGACCAAACUGGUCACGGAGCAGUUGAAAAAAUUUGAACGUUCCGUGGUCGAAAGUGCUAAGAACGACGAUACCCUAUAUUUUUCAGCCCCAAAAUGGACUUUUGGUGGUUCCCUUCUCUACACUAUAACCCUUUUGACUACCGUAGGUUAUGGACGCCUAUCUCCCAAAACAUCCCUCGGCAAAAUCAUAGCCAUAUUCUACGCCAUUGUAGGGGUACCUUUAAUGCUCAUUCUCCUAUCGGAAUUAGGAAGCGUUCUAGCUCAAGGCGUCAGAAAAGGAUACUCGAAAAUCUGCUGUCAUAAAAACAAGGAAAACUUUCCUUGUCCCAAUGUAGGCUAUCACAAAGCUGCCAUCGGUUCACCCACAAAAAACUCCUAUUACUGUAAAAGUAUAGAAGAUUCUGCUUCUAUACAACUUGGCUCGACACACAGUACCCCAAAUCAUGUCAGUUUUCAGGCCUCCAAUAGUAAUCAUUAUGUGGAUCACAAUGAAGUACCGAAACGGGCAAUCUUGGCAACAGUUAGAGCCAGUCAUACAAGAGGGAGAUGUAGACAGGGACCUGUGAGGCAAAUUUUAGCAGAUCCAAAUUGUCCAACACACCGUCACGGUCACGGAGGAGCUUUAAGAAAUUCUUCAAUAGUUGGAAUCUCGACGGACAUAGAACUGGACGACGUUGAAGAAAGUGAUGAAAAUGAUCAAGGUCAAUGUACCCAGCACAAUACACCUUCCCGUAUACCUCUAAUAUGGCGACCACCUGACAAAAAUGGCCUCUCACAACCUUCAGCAGCAACAGAGGAACCCUUUACACCACCCAAUACAUCACCAGUGCCUAUAUCCUUAGUAAUAUUGUUAUUUGUUACGUACAUAGGCCUCGGUGCGGCCUGUUUUUCCAACACAGGCACAUGGACAUUUUUGGAUGCGAUUUAUUUUUGUUUCCUCGCUCUGGCUACUAUUGGAGUGGGCGAUAAGUUGCCCACUCUUCAUCAAAACGACUUUGAGGGCCAACUGCAUAUUUUUGCGUGCUGCCUUUAUAUUUUCGUCGGACUAGUUAUACUUGCCAUGUGUUUCAGUUUGGUCCAGGAGGAAUUGACAAUAAAGUGCAGACAAUUGGCCAAUAAUUUAGGAUUUGGCAAGGAGUAGCGAUACACUGUUUCUCCUUUUUUUACUGUGAUUUUAUUCGUGUUUUAGAUGAGAAUAAAUUAUGGAAAUUAAAUUAUUAUUUGUAAAAUU